Tuber melanosporum (Perigord truffle) is the source of this 2202-nucleotide messenger RNA. RefSeq lists its product as uncharacterized. NCBI's taxonomy places the organism in Eukaryota, Fungi, Ascomycota, Pezizomycetes, Pezizales, Tuberaceae. The transcript is spliced from 3 exons. Bases 854 to 2026 code for a protein of 390 amino acids. The record is from RefSeq and is a predicted model, not a curated record.
ACCGGCAUGAGUAUGGGAUACCAGCCAGCGGUGGAUUGUAUUGAGGUAUAUGUAUUGGUACUUGGGUGAUGAAUGGGGGGGUACAGGUAUCAUCAUACUCGAUGAUUGUCUUGAGGUGUUUUCUAGCAAGUAAUCCUCUUUCCUUGUCCUGUGCCCCCCCCCUCCCAUUCUUCCCACAAUGCUCACUCGCACUGGGUUAUACUUUAUGACAAUGCGCUCGCACACAGUAUCAUACGGCAUUGUACGAGUACAGUACAGUAUCAGUUACUUUGUGCGCGGUACGUACCGGUACUUCCUGUACCACUGACCACAAGGCCAACAACGACAACAAUAACAACAGCGCAGAGCUUCCCCUAAUCUCUCCUCUUUCCAUUAAAAUACAAGUAUCAUAAUAUCAUAUCUUCUCCCUGCCUUACCCACUUACACACACACACACAUACACUCAAUUCUGACAGUCCCCCCCCAUUCGCUCGACAACCUAUCGUAUGACUUUAGACCAGUAGAUUGUCCGUAUUCUUGUAUGCGGACAGUAAAUAUCAAAUUUCCCGGGAUGGGGCGCGUGUGUGUGGAUAAACCUGUGAUGUUGAAGCAGUGGAGGAGGCUUGUGCUUCUUUUUUCUUGUUGCAUCCGGGCAAAAGCGCGCGAAUUGGAGGUUGUGGGUAUGAGGGUUAAUUAGGGUACCCGCAUUGGCCUAGACCGACGUUUUAUGGGGAGGGCGUUGACGUAGUCUAUGAUAAUAUUAUGAUACAACCUCUCCAUAAGGGUGAAGGCGCAACAAUAAACCCCCCGCGCCUCAUCAACACCAACAACACAUAGCAUAGCACGGUAGAACGCAGCGCAGCGAGAGAAAACCAUGCCUCGAGCACUCCCCUGGGCGCUAAACCGCCCCCCCACCUCCGCCUCCUCUUCGUCAAAACCGUCCACCAAACCGCCACCACCGAAAACAAAACCCAAACGCAACCCCUCCACCCCCCCACCCCAUCACAAUGCUCCCAGGAGAGAGGGCUCCGCCCUUGACGAGGCAAUAAUCGAAUACAUGACCCCCCAGGACGACAUAUACAUAAUGGUAGAAGACGAACUCUUGACAACAGCUCAACUCUACACACGCUCCCUCCACCGCGCGGAAUACAGCCGCUUACAAGCCGCCGCUGCGCUCAAGAAUGCGCACCGGAUCAAGGAUAUACACCGACCUGUGGAUGGGGUUACAAGAAUGAGCCGGGAGGCGAUCAUGCGUGGCAGGAGGGGGGCGAGGGUUGCUGCGUUAGGACUGGACGGGGGUGGGAGUAGUAGUAGUGACGAGGAUGAAGAGGGUUGGGGCAAGGGGGCUUUAGGGAGGUUGAUGAGUGGGAGGAGUAGCAGUAGUGGGUAUGCCAAGGGGAGGCUGGGGGAGAGGUGGAAGGGGAGAGGAGGGGGAGGGGGAGGGGGAGGGACGAAAGCUGCGGCGGGGUUCACGGAUGCNNCGUCCGGCGCCCUUUCCAUCAUUAGCCAGGAUAUACCUGUAGAGAAGGAAAAAGAAGGCAGAAAUGCCAGCUCUUGCCCCAAAAUCAAGCAGGAGCAGGACUCGGAUACAGACACACCCUCAGACGACGACCUCGACGCUCCAGUUCACUCCUUCCGCACGCCCUCCAUACCGCCCUUAUCCUCCAUCUCCUCCUUCGCCAACAACCCCAACCAAGCCAAACCAAUAAAGCGCCUCCCCUGCGAGCGUCGCGAUUCAAUUCCCCCCUUCAUUUCUGCCUCCUCCACCUCGUUCUCCAGCACUACAACCACUUCUACAUAUCACACCACUUCAGCGCCACAAUCGAGAGCUACUUCGUUUUCGAAAAUCAUAGACUUGGACGACGACCCGCUAUUCAGGCUACCGAAACCGCCAGAGAAGAGUAGUACGUACCGCGGGAAAUCGAUGGCCGCCCGAAGGAGGGCGGAGGGAGAGAAUAGUAGAAGUGGAACAGGAGGUGGGGACUUUGGGAAUAAGAGAGAGAAGGAGAAGGAGAGGAGGCCGUUUGAUAGUUUGAGGUCUUUUUAAAGAGCGAGCCGGGUUGCACCAUGAUCGGGUACUGUACUAUACUAUACUAUUAUGAUACAAGGUCGGGGGGGGGUCUUUGCGUAGUGUAUAUACGAUAGGUUUUUAAUCCUUUUCAACAAGGCAAACAACCAGGAAGGUUCGGGGAAUCUUUGGAGCACCGUACCGUACUAUCAGAA